Penicillium cinerascens is the source of this 1362-nucleotide messenger RNA. RefSeq lists its product as uncharacterized. The transcript has 3 exons. The record is from RefSeq and is a predicted model, not a curated record. Lineage: Eukaryota; Fungi; Ascomycota; Eurotiomycetes; Eurotiales; Aspergillaceae. The coding region runs from base 1 to 1362 and encodes 453 amino acids.
AUGAGCGCCCCGACUGGAAUCGGGACAGGCGAUCUCCGCUCCAACCCGCGCUACCUCUUUCGCCAACCACGCGCUCUACAGUGGUUCGAUAACGGGCGGCUAGUCAAGCGUCAUGACUGUGAACGAGCGGCAGGCCGCUUCGAACUCUUCCUCGAUUUGCUUUACGUCGCGAUUCUUUCGAACUUUGCGGAUUCUCUUGUGGAGGAUAUCUCGGGCGCAAAGCUUGUCAAGUACAUUCUUAUCCUAGCCCCGUCAUGGCACGUCUGGAGCGAUCUCCGCGAGUUAAUGAACUCAUUCUACAACGAUGACCUACUCCAGCGAAUCCUCAUCUUAUGGGUGAUGGCCGUGCUCGUCGUCUACGGAAACAACGCGCCGCUCGUGGAUAAAGAUAUUGGCGCCAUGCGCGCGACAGUCGGCGCAUACAUGGUAGCCCGCCUCACCUGCAACCUGGCGCAGCUGCUAUACUCCUUCUCGAGCUACCAACACCGACGCCAGCAGCGCCUCUGGGUGGGACUCUCCACCCUGUUCAUGUGCUUAUUUAUUCCCCUCUACCUGGAGUCGAUUUCUAUUCCUGCGAAGAUCGCCGUGGCUGCCGUGGGCGUCUGCGUCGAAGAAGCGACCUGGAUCUUUUCCUUUUCCCCCGCGGCAAAAAAACUACUUCACUCUAGAUAUUCUACCGCGGUCGACAUUAACCAUGAGAUGGAUCGGUUCGCGGCGUUCUAUAUUAUCGUUCUGGGCGAGUUCCUCUUCUUCAUCAUUGUCGGGUCGCCUGCCGCUAUCGGUUUCAACGAGCGCACUAUCCGGGCCAUCUGGACGCUGGUUAUCGCAUUCUGCCUCAAUUGGCUUUAUGUGCAUGCCGACGGCUCCAUCGAGCAUGACCAUCCGCUGCGUCAUAGUGUCUAUUCGGCUUUCCUGUUCGUUCUGAUCCACCUUCCGCUCGUGGCUGGUCUCCUGGCUGGUGGACACGUCGCUGCUGUGUCGGUGGCGGAAAAGGGGUUCGAAGAUCCCGAGCGCUGGCUUCUUUGUGGAGGUCUCGGGACUGGGAUGAUUUGUUUGUAUGGAUUCGCGCUGCUUCAUGGUUCUAAGGAUGAGCGUGGAACUUUGAUCAUGGACAAGCCCCUUCGCUUGAUUAUGCGGCCCAUUACCGGAGUCAUUACGGUUUUGAUUCCUCUCGCCCAUGAUCUGAAUGCUACGAAAGUCCUCUCGAUCAUCAUGGCUCUGUUUGUCUUCUGCGUGCUAUGGGAAACCUAUGGUUCUCUCAUGAAGGACGCUUGUUUCUUCGAGCACUGGACUGAUACGAAGUACCCUGAGCGGGUGAUCGCUGAAGGUCCCUCUGACAAGGAGGAAAGAUCGACGCCUUGA